AUGGGAACGGAAGUACAAAUGCCGCGGCCUGACGAACCGGAAGCGGAAGCGAAUCCGCAGGAUUCUUCACAGGAAUCUGAAGAAUUGCCGCACGAGCUCACUGUAAAGCAUCCGUUGCAAUACCGGUGGGUGCUGUGGUACCUCAAGCAGGACCGUCUCCGUAAGCGAGACUGGGAAGAAUGCUUGAAAGAAGUAGCAUGUUUCGAAACGGUGGAAGAUUUUUGGGCGUAA
Molecule: messenger RNA, 231 nt
Organism: Soboliphyme baturini
Lineage: Eukaryota; Metazoa; Nematoda; Enoplea; Dioctophymatida; Soboliphymatidae
Source: the annotation of a GenBank genome assembly